AGCAGCGGCGACAGCGAGAUACUCUCCAGAGGAUGGCGGACACGAAAGACAACUGCGCCGACAGCGUACAGUUCUUCGAAGGGGUCGAGAAGCUCCUGGAGAUCUGGUUCACCAGCUCCAGGGACGGGCAUCGAGGCGAUCUGCGGCGUAUACCACGGCAUAAGUGGGAAUCGUUGCUGAAAAUAGUUCGUUGCGAGAUUAUCAGCUUCUGCCGCAAUGAUCAUGUGGAUGCCUACGUGCUCAGCGAGAGCAGCAUGUUCGUGUCGAAGCACAGAUUUAUAUUGAAGACAUGCGGCACCACUACACCCCUACAGUGUCUGGAGCCUUUGCUAGAGAUCGUCGAGGAAUAUACCGGCUGCGACGACGUCGAGAAUGUCUUUUAUUCGCGAAAGAAUUACAAGAGACCGGAGCUCCAGAUCUCACCGCACCAGACGUUCAAGGAAGAAGUCGCUUUGCUACAUUCCCUUUUCCACGACGGCGAAGCUUACUGUUUGGGCUCACCGGAGACGGACUGCUGGUAUCUUUACACUUUGUUCAAGGACAAAGACCUGCAGGAUUCGCCGGAACCAGACCAGACCUUGGAGAUACUCAUGACGCAUCUGGAUCCGGAAAUAAUGUCGAUCUUCACCAAAGACGUCUGCUCGUCUGCCGAAGAGGCGACGGGCAAGUCGGGAAUUGACAAGUUGAUCCCUGAAAUGAUUAUAGAUGACUUCCUGUUCGAGCCUUGCGGGUACUCGAUGAACGGAGUCUCAAAGAAUCAAGAUAAGUACAUGACGAUUCACAUCACGCCGGAACCUGAGUUCUCCUACGUCUCCUUCGAAAGCAACGUUUCUGAGGAGUCCUACGACAAGAUAAUCCAGCGCGUGCUGAACACAUUCAAUCCAGGCAAGUUCCUUGUCACAAUCUUCGCCAACAAGGAGUCCGCGGCCGCUAAUUGUCCGCGCGAUCUUGAGAAUUCCGAUUAUUUGAGCCACUCCGACGACUGGGUGCGCACCGAUGUGCAGUACUACCACUUCAAAAACUACGAUUUGACUUGCGCUUUUUACUCGCGCCUGCAUAGCUGAGGGUUCAAGAACGCUUCAUUCGUCCCUGC
Molecule: messenger RNA, 1093 nt
Organism: Odontomachus brunneus
Lineage: Eukaryota; Metazoa; Arthropoda; Insecta; Hymenoptera; Formicidae
Gene: SamDC
Product: S-adenosylmethionine decarboxylase proenzyme
Exons: 6
Coding region: 33-1064 (343 amino acids)
Biological process (GO): spermidine biosynthetic process; spermine biosynthetic process
Cellular component (GO): cytosol
Molecular function (GO): adenosylmethionine decarboxylase activity
Source: RefSeq, a predicted model, not a curated record